CACAAACAAACCAGCAAAACGACUUUGCUUGCUUGAUUGAAACGGCGACCACCAUGGUGGACCAACCGCGUUAUGUGAUGCGCAAAGUCAACACGAUUGGCUUGGACGUGCAUCCCACUGACAGUGCCAUCGUCGUGUACUACGAGAUUGAUGCCAGCAUCAUUGGCGAGGACCAGCGGGAGAUUGUUGGCGAUGUCAACACAUGCCAGAAGAUCAUCCGCAUUCCAGCCCUGUCCAACUCCUCGAAGAUUCCGGCGCUGGCAGAGCAGAUUAUGCACAAAUGCUCUUACAUUCGACCGGACCAGAGGCUGCAGCUGGAACAGCUGCUGUUGUAUUUGCAGCAGCGCAACGAAGGGAAGAGCAAAGAUGAACUCGACAGGGAGGCAACAAUGGCGCGCGCACAGCGACACAUGCUUGAAGACGGCAGUGCCGACAUCAAGGCAUCCUUGCGAGAUGUGGACGACUACCUCGAACGGCUCUACGAUGACGGGCAGCAGAAGCUCAUGGGCUCAAAGUACAUCUUGCAGCUUGCGCGCAACCCAGACAACCUGGAAGAACUUGUGCAGAAUGAGGCGUUUAUGCAGGCGCUCUCACGCAUCAUCCGCGAAGAGGGUAUGCGCAACCCAGAGCUGCAGACAAACUUGCUCACCGUCUUCUACUUCUUCAGCAGCUUUUCGCAGUUUCAUGAGAUUAUUUCAAGCUACAAGAUUGGUGCGACGUGCCUGCGCGUUGUUGAACACGAGAUAAAGCGGGAAGCGCUGUGGAGGAGCGAUCUCGCAAAGCGGAUGAAGAGAGUCAAGGCAGAAAAGAUGACACAGGAGGACUAUGACAAGUAUGCGGACAAGAUAGCAGAGAAUAAGUUCAAACAGGAACAACUGUUGUACGUUGCCUUCCAUCUCCUCCUCAACCUGGCUGAGAAUCAGGACACCGAACAAAAGAUGGUGAAGAAGGGCAUUGUUGAGCGGCUGGUGCACAUGCUCGAUCGCCACAACCACGAAUUUCUCGUGCUCAUGGUCACGUUUCUGAAGCGCCUCAGCAUUCACAAGGAAAACAAGGACAAGAUGGCUGAGCUUGAAGUUGUGCCAAAACUCGUGCGACUGAUUCCCCAUGAGAACGCGACGCUGGAGACGGUGACGCUGCGACUGCUUGUGAACCUCAGCUUCGACAUGCGUCUCCGGGCACGCAUGGUGGAGGUGGGCCUGCUGCCCAAGCUGUCAGGCCUGCUGCAACAAGAAGACCAACCCAACCUCGCCUCCAUCAUCAUUGUCCUCUACCACAUCUCCAUGGACGACAAACACAAGCCGCUCUUCGCCGGCACAGAAGUCAUCCCCGUGGUGAUGCGGCUGAUGCUGACGUGUCCUGAGGACAAUGUUGAACUGGAGCCUGUGAGUCUGGCCAUCAACCUCGCCAAGGACCAGAAGUGCGCGGCGCUCAUGUCCGAUGGAAAGGGGCUCGCCCUCCUCUUGAAACGAGCGCUGAAGACAAAGGACCCGCUCCUGCUGAAGCUCGUGCGAAACCUCUGCUCGCACCCACACUCCAAGGAUCGGCUGCUGGACUUUAUCGACCCGCUGGCGCAGCACGUGCACGAGAGCGCAGACGACCCGGACAUGCUUGUUGAGCUGCUGGGUAUCCUCAACUCCCUCGACAUCCCAGACUUUGACUACCUGCAGCUGGUUGAGGAGUACACGCUGUUGCCGCUGCUGCAGCGGCUGCUUACGCCCGGAGCAGCAGAGGACGACCUGUUUCUCGAAGCCGUCAUCAUGGUUGGCACCAUCCUGACGGAUCCAGCGUGUGCGCCACAGGUUGCCGAGUGCGGCAUUGCAUCACAACUCGUGGGCAUGCUCAAGGACAAGCAGGAGGAUGAUGAGAUUGUGCUGCAGAUUGUAUAUGUGUGGAACAAAUUGCUGUACUAUUCCAGCACGCGCGCUGUUGUGCUCUCGGAACCGCAGGCUGUCCUCUACCUUCUCGAUCUCAUGCAUGACCAGAAUGACAUCAUCCGCAAAGUCUGCAAUAGUGCACUUGACAUUGUUGCGGAGUGCGAUGAGUCGUGGGCAUCGGAGAUCCGCAUGCGGCAGUUCCAGGUCCACAAUGCAGGCUGGAUUGAGGCCGUGUUCGGCACUGGUGAUGAGCCGCUUCCGGAGGGUGAGCUGUACUACGACGAGGAGAUGCACGAUGAUGACUUCCUGCGAUACCAGAACGUGCAAGACAUUGACGAUGUCAACUACGAUGAGAACGAUGAAGGCGAUUUGUUCAUUGACGAGGAGGAUGAGGAUCGAUACAACGGCGGACGCUCUGUGCCGCUGCCGUUUGAUGAGGACCUACCGGAUGACCAUCCACGCGGUAGCGAUGACCAUUACGAUGAUGGUGGUUUGUGGGAUUGACAAGGCCCUUGUGGCAGCACCGUUGUUGCCUUGUGGGAAACAAGGCUUGCGCGUCUAUGCCAUCCUGUCAGACCAGAUCUUCGACUGUACAAACAUGUCCGUGGUCCACCUUCUUUUCAUAACUGACGUGAACGCGCGCGCCACUGUGUGUGUGUAUGUGUAUGUGUCUGUGCGUGUAAGUCUGUGUGUGUGUGUGUGUGUGUGUG
Messenger RNA from Salpingoeca rosetta, 2587 nucleotides. RefSeq lists its product as uncharacterized. Lineage: Eukaryota; Choanoflagellata; Craspedida; Salpingoecidae. Gene Ontology annotation, cellular component: axoneme; kinesin II complex; ciliary transition zone. The coding region runs from base 54 to 2381 and encodes 775 amino acids. The transcript is spliced from 25 exons. The record is from RefSeq and is a predicted model, not a curated record. Gene Ontology annotation, molecular function: kinesin binding. Gene Ontology annotation, biological process: cilium organization; microtubule-based movement.